Vanderwaltozyma polyspora DSM 70294 is the source of this 432-nucleotide messenger RNA. RefSeq names its product 40S ribosomal protein eS12. Gene Ontology annotation, molecular function: structural constituent of ribosome. The record is from RefSeq and is a predicted model, not a curated record. NCBI's taxonomy places the organism in Eukaryota, Fungi, Ascomycota, Saccharomycetes, Saccharomycetales, Saccharomycetaceae. Gene Ontology annotation, cellular component: cytosolic small ribosomal subunit; ribosome. Gene Ontology annotation, biological process: translation. The coding region runs from base 1 to 432 and encodes 143 amino acids. The transcript has a single exon.
AUGUCUGACGUUGAAGAAAUUGUCGAAGUUCAAGAAGAAGUUGUCGUUGAACAAUCCGCUGAAGUUACCAUCGAAGAUGCUUUGAAGGUUGUCUUGAGAACCGCUUUGAUCCACGAUGGUUUGGCUAGAGGUUUGAGAGAAUCUACCAAGGCUUUGACCAAGGGUCAAGCUCAAUUAGUUGUCUUGGUCAGCUCUGUUACUGAAGACAACAUCAUCAAGUUAGUUGAAGGUUUGGCUAAUGACUCCGAACACAAGGUUCCAUUGAUUAAGGUUGCCGACGCCAAGCAAUUAGGUGAAUGGGCCGGUUUAGGUAAGGUCGACCGUGAAGGUAACGUCAGAAAGGUCGUCGGUGCCUCUGUCGUCGUUGUUACUAACUGGGGUGCUGCCACUGAUGAACGUAACAUGAUCUUAGAACACUUCUCUCAACAAUAA